Molecule: messenger RNA, 6443 nt
Organism: Phymastichus coffea
Lineage: Eukaryota; Metazoa; Arthropoda; Insecta; Hymenoptera; Eulophidae
Product: trace amine-associated receptor 9
Exons: 10
Coding region: 588-1832 (414 amino acids)
Biological process (GO): neuropeptide signaling pathway
Cellular component (GO): membrane
Molecular function (GO): corazonin receptor activity
Source: RefSeq, a predicted model, not a curated record
ACAACGCUGCGCCGCGAUUUAAACGCUGCCAACAAACACCCCGUUCGUCUUCUUUUACCACGAUCGUAGGGGGAAUAUAACUUUAUAUAUGGUUUUCGCUCGUUGGUGUGUACGAAGAGAAAUAAUAAAAUAAACGAAUGUUUUUUUUAUAUAUUGUGAUUUAUAAAAAAUUGUUUGAGUGCGGAUAUUUACCUUUAAAUCCUGUGCUUGACAUUUUUUGAGAUGAUAUUAUAGUGAGGAAGAUGAUAAUCUUGCAUAGACUAUUGUACAAGAAAUUAUCCGUCGUGGAGCAGACGCGUUAAAGGAUGCUGCAGCGGAUCAGUGACAUUGACGCGACGACUAAAAGGUCAACGAAAUCGAACCCUCUAAGGGUUGCUGGACCAAAAGGGCGAAGCUGAGAAAUUGACGGAACGAAAAAAUAGAAAGGAGACCAUCGGGGCGAGUGGCAAAAAGCACAGCUCCGCAUUCGCAGCGGCGACGAUGCGCACGGGCGUGAAGGUCGAUUGCGUGGAGGCGGCAACCGUAGUAGGCAAAGCAGCAGCGGCAGGAAAAGGAGGGGCGCCCAAGGAGCGCUCUGUCGCAGGAGGAUGAUAGAUCACAAGCAGCACAUCUUGGUGGCGCCGGCACUGAGCAACAGCAGCUGCUGGCGCAAUUUGCCCGGUGGUCAUUUCGAGGCGCACUGGCAGAACCCUGGCGUCUAUGAGAUCGUGCGCGCCACUCUCGUGCUCGGCCUUAGCCUCGGUAUACUCUUCGCUAAUCUACUCGUCAUUUGCGUCAUCAAUAGUCGGAGGUAUCACAAGUACAUACACGCGCAGCCAAGGUACCUGCUAACAAGCUUGGCGAGCAACGAUUUAGCGAUUGGGUUACUGGUCACGCCCUUUGGCUUCAUACCUGCAGUCUACAGCUGUUGGCCCUACGGCGAACUCGUCUGUCAAAUUCAGGCAUUACUGAGGGGUGCACUGACCCAGCAGAGUGCUGUGAUCCUAGUUUGCAUGGCCAUCGACAGAUAUAUGUGCAUGCUACAUCCACAGCGGUACUUCCGUAAGUCUUCGAAAAAGUAUUACAUGCGGCAGGGCUGCGUGGCGAUAAUGUCGACUACGUGGAUUGCCAGCGUGGCUAUAUUUGGCAGCCUGGUGCUGCCUAAAGGUGGCUACUACUUCAAUGACACUGGUUUACUUGCUUGCGAGCCUUUUUUUGACAAAGCGUCGUUUAGGAUACUGGCGUGCUGCUGCUUCUAUUUCCCGACGACGAUGGCCCUGAUGUACUUCUACGGCUCGGCCUUUCACGUGAACAAACUCCGCCUGAAGAGGGUAGUUUGCGUCAACACACCCGAAGUCGUUGGCGCCGGCCACAUCGAGCGGUUAAUGUUGCACGAGCGCCAACUGUCGACCGCUGCCUCGAGGACAAUGGCCGCGAUGAGCCUUGGCUUUAUCGUGAUGGUCACACCUUGGACGAUUCAGGAAGUGGUUGCCGCUUGCACAGGAAGCAAACCGCCGGCCUUCCUUGACUUCAUUGCUACUUGGCUCUCGCUAUCCAACAGCUUUUGGAAUCCCUUCCUCUACUGGCUCCUCAACAAUCACUUUCGUAGAAUCUCCCGCGAGAUUAUUUACACUAGGUUAUUGUGCAGACCAAAGCCGAUGGGGCCGAAGCAGCAUUGCUGCGCAACGAGCACUGCUGGUUUCGACGUUUGCAGUAUUGGUGGGUUGGACUUGUCAGGUCUCGAGCGUUAUUCAAUGGACCGUUGUUCCCUGGCUCAUUGUUCGAAUCUUUCACUGGCAACAACACCUCCAGUUCCAUGGGAAAUGACACCAGGUGGUGUAUUGAUUACGUGAGGACGGGACGCCGCCACGCAAACGGACUCGCCGCUGGAGGAAUUAGCGGCCGAGGACGAUGUCAGUUAGUACAGCGUGGCGGCGCUGCCAGGCUGUGAGGAUCUCGUAAUGCAAGCACUCGUCGGCAGACGACAACAGAGAGACAGCCGUCGUCGUCGGCAUCAUCGUCGACACCGGCAGGAACAGCAACGUCCACGAAGGAAUGUCAGAUCAUUUAGAGCCGCAUGGGUAUCUGGUGAACAACGACUCGUUGUUCUUGGAUGGGGUCAUGCCGAUUGUUUGGCUUUUCUUCUGGUACGCAAUGGUGCUGCAUACGCCUGCGUUUUUUCUAGAGGGCGCCAUGGUGCUGCCGCCACCAUUGAACGGUUAUCGUGAAUCGUUAUACUUGCCAGCGGCACGGUUAUCGUGCAGCUUUAGACGUUCAUGUGUUGCAAUUCUGUUAUUUUUUAAUAUAAGUAUGUACUUUGUUACUUGAAGUUGGUUGUUGUGGUGAGUUCAAUUUUCAAGUUUGAUUGCUGUUGAGAAUAUGGUUGAUUAAGCGUUAGAAAAAUAACACUAGGUAAAUGAGACUGGCAAAAGUCAAAUGUUUAACUUCCUUCAUUCUAAGAUUUUAAGGAACAUUUUUUGCAAGUGCGAGCUGGAAAUUAUAAAAAUAUAUUGUUUUGUAAAUUAAAAGAUUUAUUAUUAAAAUUGUUUGAUCGAGCUUAGUUAUUUUAAUAAACUAAUAAAAUAUGACUUGCGGAUUCGAUUUUUAAUCCAAGUAAACUCGAUGAAAAUUUGAUUGGUCGAUCAAAAAAUUUACUGAGUAGAAAAAUUUGAUCUCAAUUAAGGAAACAAUAACUACUUACUAUAUAUGCAAUAUCAGGAAAAGAAGCGAAUAGAGGCAUCUACAAUUCGAAAUUGUUUUUCAUAACGUAAAGAUUCCAUUAGAAUUCAAUGGAGAUUGAGAUCGAUAAACAUAAAUGUCAAGCAAUUUAAUAGUCUAUAAUAAUAAAAAAUAAUUUGAAUUAAAUUUUAUAUAGAAGAAAACACUUAGAUAAUCAUAUAUCAUGGUUGCCAUUUCACUGUAUUUAAUAAAAAGAAAUCAAAAGAUUGUGUCUUAAUUCAUAAUCAAUGUUUUUUUUCAAUUUUUGAAAGAUAAUAAGCACUUUUUUAUUUUCUGAAAAUAGCAGAACAAACUAACAUAUUUUUCUAUUUGUCUGAUAAGAUAUCCAUUAUUCAAAUAUAUUAAACAUUAUAUUCUAUGAUUAAAGCAUACUUUUAAAUAUUGCGUUACGCAUAUCAUUGUAAAGGUUCAUAUAACACAUAACUUAUUCUAAAUAUAUUGUGAAAAAUUAAAUUAAGUAUUUGGUAAUGAAAGGUUAAUGUAUGUUGAAGCUAUUCAUUCAGUUGGAAUUAAUGUUGAACAUUAAUAUUGUUAAUCACAAAUGAGAAAAGAAGAAAUGCGCUGGACGAUGUUUGUAAAAUUAUAAUCGUAUGAUAACGAAUAUGUGAAUCUCAUUGAUUAAUUGGCGAUUUUUUCGCCGUAUUAGAAACAUUUACCAUGUGUCGAAGCAAUAUUUGCUUAUUUGCACCGGUACAAAGCAUAAUGAAUUAUUUUGAUUACAUGCUAAUGAGUAAUUAUAAUCGCAAUUAUUGUCGUAAUUUUUACAAUUGAAUAAAAAUGUCAUAAAAGUCACAAUAAAAAACCACAUAAGGGGUAGUUUUAAUUUGGUUAUUCAACGUGAAAUUUUAAAACCGUGUUAAUUAGAAAUAAUAAUUUUUUUCAAUAAAAGUUGCACUUGUAAAUAAUAAAGUUCACGUAUGCGUCACUGCCCCUUUGAUAUAACUCCUUUGGAAAUCAUAAAUUUUGCCAUUUAUUAAAAAAAAAAGAAUAUGAACAAAUUCUACAUAUAUUUCAGCACGAACGUAUGAAAAUGAUUUUUUGUAAGAUAGCGACACAAUAAAUGAAAUAAACAUAACUAGCCGAUGAAAAUACAAUUAAUUAUUAUAUAUAGAUAUAUUAAAACGAAGCACGAUUGAGCAUGAGUAAAUAAAUAUAUGUAAGUAUGAUAUGGAAUAAUUAAAAAAUUAAUCAUUAAUGAAUUGAUUAUUAAGUAAGAAACAUUUUUUUUAGAACAAGCGUUGAAAUAUGCCUUAACAUGGAAACUAAAAAUAAUGAGAUUUUGAACUUUGAAAUGCAACAAAUUGGGUACAGAUAGAAUUGUAAAGAUGUUUGUAGAAUAAAAAUUUUAAACAGAAAACUCCUUUGUAUUGAGUAAAUAAUCAACAUUUCAGAAUUUAAAAUGUUACUGUUUUUGAACUUAAGGCGAUCGCCGAAAUUUACUUCUGCUUCCAUUUUAGUUGUAAACAUUAGUCAUUUUUACUUUUGUAUUAUUAUUUCCAAAUAAGCUUGUACAAUACAAAGAUAUCUCAAUAAUUUUAACUGUAGUUCAAAAUCAUGUAAAAUAAAAAUUAAGUAGAAAAUUUAUAGUUAUGAAAAUGCGAUUGAUCUUUGGUAAUUUUAUUGAUUUGUUUGAUAAAAUUUUUUGUCAAAUCUUUAUAAAUCAUAACUUGAAACUUUUAUGUUGUUAUAACUACUAUACACUAUCAAUUUUCGUGUUUCUUAUUAAGGUAAAUCCAGGCAAAGAGCAUCUCGUGCGUAAAACGAAUCAGUCCGAUAAUUAUAUAGAUAGCGCGCUGGGCGUUGCUUACAGUAUUGUAAUGUAAUGGUACCUACUAUAUGCCAUACUUAAUUUAUUUCUCUGAGUGUACUGUGAGAAGUGAUUGUCGAUAUACAUAUUUCCAAGCAUAAUCUUUUGAUUUUAACAGGCAUGUAUGUCGUUCUAUUUUUAGAUUAUGACUAGUGAAUGAACGCGGAAACAAUUUUUAUAUUUCAAUUUCCAUUGUAUUAUUAGAAUCCUCAUUGAAUUUGGAUAUUCAUUGAUUAUUUUAUUAAUGAAGUGAGUUAAAGUGAAACUUUUACUUCCGAGCAAAACGAAUCAUGGGAAAAAAGAUGAUCCGUUUUGCCCAACUUGAAAAAUUCGGCUUCUUUUAUUAUUGUAUGUAUAUUUCAAGGAUUAAUUUUGUUUACAGAAUGAUUUACACGUAUAAACGAAAAACAGUUCAUGCUAGUUGGUUGGAGGAUACCGUUCACCACUUGGCACGACAUAUUUUGAUAGAUAGUGUUCGUAAAAAAAAGGGUAAUUUAAAAUAGUUUUCAACGAAGAGCAAGACGAAGAACUUUAUAAAUACAUAAAGAAAUGGAUUUGUUAUUUUUCCGAUGUGACCUGAAUUAAAUUUCAAAAACUUGCAUAUAAUUAUACGGAGGCAUGCAAAGUUAAGCGUCCAUUCAAAAAUGAAAUUGCUGAUGAUGAUUGGUGUAUUAGUUUUAAAAAACGGAACUCUGAAAUUACUCUCUGCAAUCCAAAAUCUCUUGCUCUAGCUAGGGGUUUUAAUUGAUCACAAGUUGAAAAUUUUUAAUUUUUACUAUGGGUGAUAAUUAAAGAAAAAUCUAUCGAUGGUACAAUGAUUUAUAACAAGAAUAAAAGAGGAAACCGUUCAACUAGUAAUAAAACACCUGAAAUGUUAACAGUAAAGAGAAUAAAGCAAGUAGAUUUUACCACCACAUCAUCCUUGCACGAAAGAGAAUGCAAAAUCGUUUAUUAGAUGAUGUUCCUGCUGGCUCUAGAGGUUACGUCAGUGGUAGCGGUUGGGUGAACGGACCAAUCUUUUUUUGAAUAGCUUAAGUUUUUUGCUAUAAAUGUUCGUCUAAACGAAAAUCAUAUAACUUUAUUAUCCUUUGCGCUACAUACAAGAAAUAAGAUCAACCAUUAGAUGUUUCCGCGUAGGGACCUAUCAAAAAGUUCUUUGAAGAAGAAGUAUAGAUAAAUUUCAAAAAACCAUCUUGGAAUGACGAUCAUCUAGAAUGAUAUGUUCAAACUAUUUAAUGGAGCUUAUGUGCGAGGAGUAACCGUUCAAGGUACUAUAAAAGGUUUUCUUAAGCCAAGAAUUUGGUAAUAUGAUACUAAUGUCUUCAAUGAUGAAUAGUAUGCUCUUACUAAUCUCACGAAUCGUACUUUAGAUUAAAAAGAAAAAUCAACAGAUUUUGUUGUAAAUAAAUUAGAUUCUCAUGUUGACUUGCCUGUUAAUAUUCAUUUUGAAAUAUUAGUUUCAUCUAAGAUCAGACCAAUACCAUCAAAACAGCGAAAGCAAAUAAAAAAUAAGUAUAAAAGUGAAGUUGAAUUUGAUGCUCUGAAAAAGAGAGUUAAAAGAGAUAAAAAAGUGUUAUUGUUCAUUUUGCAACAAGAAAUACAAGGAUGGAUCCCCCAAAAGUAGAUCCAAUUUUAUCAAUGUUCUAAUUGAGUACACGAAGACGGCGUCGAACAUUUCUAUUGUGAUAAUUGUAAUUCUUAUAUAUAAGUUUUUUUAGUUAAUAUUAAUUAUAUAUUGUUCAUGUUAGCUUAUGUAAUUAUAGAGCUUACAAAAGCUGUUAGAAAUGAUUUAUUUAUUGUAAUUCAUUUUGCCCGACCAUAUUUUAGUCCGAGCAAAAAGGAUCACGUUUCUGUACAUUUAUUUAAAUAACUGUUAUUGUUUUCUUUUCCAAGUUAACUAUUGUGUUAUGUAAUACAA